UGUGGUGGCUGCUGGAAAUGACUGUUUCCGAUCCUCAGACCUAUCUGCUCAAUCAAGGGUGCAGUCGGUUCAACGUGACUAGCUUUUCCGAUUUUUCUAGAAACCUAAACGGAACGUUAGCAGAGCUCCGAGGACAGUUAGAGAAUGGCAUGUACUUCGCGGUGGCUCAAGAAGCAACGGGUUCGGACCCGGUCUACACCAUGGUGCAGUGCAGGAAUUACAUGUCUAGAAGAGACUGUAUCUCUUGCUUCACUACUGCUUCGUCGCAAAUUCGCAGCUGCUCCUCCGCUAACGGUGCCCGCGUCAUCUACGACGGUUGCUUCCUCAGGUACGAGAGCAACAUGUUCUACCAGCAAAGCACACAAGAGGGACACCUUGGGAAUUGCGGGAACCGGUCAGCGUCGCAGCAUACUAUUUUCGAAACAACAGUGGGAAGGCUAUUAGGGAAUCUUGUAAGGGCGACGCCAAGGAUCGACUCAUUCUUCGCCGCGAACAGCGAGGAAGUGGUUGGUGUAAACGGCAAUGUAACAGCGUACGGAGUGGCGCAAUGCAUGCAAACCAUCGACGAGGCAGGGUGCAAGGCAUGUUUGGAUGUGGCUUUGGCCAAUAUUCGAAGAUGCCCGCCCGAUUCCGAUGGUCGAGCAGUUGACACGGGAUGUUUUCUAAGAUACUCAGACUCCCCCUUCUUCCCCGCUAACUUCACCAUUGAUCUUAGGCCCUUCCUCACAACCAGAAAUAGAACUAAAAGGAAUGCUCUGAUUGGAGGACUGGCUGGAGGUGGAGGUCUCCUUUUGCUUCUAACUUUAAUAUUGUUUUGGGUCAGAAACUCAAGAAACAAUAUUGCAGCUCCUCAAGAGGAUGUAGAGGGGCCACCUGAAUUGCAAGGUCCAAUGACUUACACUUAUAAAGAACUGAAUUUUGCAACCUCAAACUUUAGUCAACAAAAUAAAUUAGGAGAAGGAGGUUUCGGGGAAGUAUACAAGGGCACAUUGAAGAACGGGAGGGUAGUAGCAGUAAAGAAACUAGCAAUAGGCACAUCAGAAAAGGUAAAAGCAGAAUUCCAUACAGAAGUGAAGCUUAUAAGUAAUGUUCAUCAUCGCAAUCUGGUUCGCCUCGUUGGCUGCUGUAGCAAAGGCCCUGAGCUUCUCCUUGUCUACGAAUUCAUGCCCAAUGGCAGUCUCGAUAAGCACUUAUUCGGUGAAGGGCAUGGUUCUCUGAACUGGAAACAGAGAUACGAUAUAAUACUGGGCACAGCAAAGGGAAUAGCUUAUUUACACGAGGAGUUUCAUGCAUGCAUCAUCCACAGGGACAUCAAACCCAGCAACAUUCUAUUGGACCGAGAUUUUCAGCCUAAGAUUGCUGAUUUUGGAUUGGUCAGGCUUUUACCCGAGGAUCAAACUCAUCUUAGUACCAAAUUUGCGGGCACGUUUGGAUAUACAGCACCGGAAUAUGCAAUGCAUGGGCAAUUAUCGGUGAAAGUGGAUACAUAUAGCUUUGGGGUGGUUGUGCUUGAGAUAAUCAGCGGUCUAAAGAACACUGAAACACCUCUUGAUCCUGCUGAUGAAUUCCUUCUCAAACGGGCGUGGGGAUUGUACCAAGAUAACAUGGCAAUUGAGAUAGUUGACAGAAGCUUAAACCCAGAGGAAUAUAACGUAGAAGAGAUGAAAAGAAUGAUAGAAAUUGCUUUCUUGUGCACUCAAUCAUCGGCAUCAUUGAGGCCUACAAUGUCAGAGGUGGUUGCUUUGCUUAAAACAGUGAGUUCAUUAGAGCCUAGACAGCCCACACGACCCGCCUUCAUUGAAUCCGAAAGUAGGGUUAAUUAUAUUCCUCAUGAGAGUUCCACUUCCACUUCUUCGUCUAAUGCUACCAAUUCUAUCACUCAGGUCUCUGGUCGUUGAUUUUCUCAAUUCCCCAUGUCAUCAUGCAUUGCUUUUC
Molecule: messenger RNA, 1935 nt
Organism: Hibiscus syriacus
Lineage: Eukaryota; Viridiplantae; Streptophyta; Magnoliopsida; Malvales; Malvaceae
Product: cold-responsive protein kinase 1-like
Exons: 8
Coding region: 18-1898 (626 amino acids)
Biological process (GO): protein phosphorylation
Molecular function (GO): protein kinase activity; ATP binding
Source: RefSeq, a predicted model, not a curated record